UGCAAACUACUAGGUGUACCGGGGAGAGGCCCAGUUAUCUUAAACGAAAGUCACGUAUCUCCGUGACAGUCAUGCGCGUUUGGGUUGUUGUUGAGUUUGUUAUGACAGGUUGAGGCCUCGGACUAAAUUAUUAUAGCUACCCCUGUCUCUGUCGGGGAAAUCCACGAUGGAGGGCAUGGAAUUAGACCUGGACCCAGAGCUAAUGCAGAAAUUCAGCUGCAUGGGCACUACCGAUAAAGAUAUUCUCAUAUCAGAGUUCCAGAGACUGCUUGGGUUUCAACUGAAUCCCGCAGGAUGCGCCUUCUUCCUUGAUAUGACUAAUUGGAACUUACAAGCAGCAAUUGGAGCCUACUAUGACUUUGAGAGCCCCAACAUCAAUGCCCCUUGCAUGUCCUUUGUGGAAGAUGUGACAAUCGGAGAGGGAGAGUCGGUGCCCCCUGAUACACCAUUUACAAAGACCUGGAGAAUACAGAACACAGGAGCAGAAUCCUGGCCUCCCGGGGUGUGUCUAAAGUACGUUGGAGGGGACCAGUUUGGUCACGUGAACAUGGUGAUGGUGCGUUCGUUAGACCCCCAGGAGAUGGCGGAUGUGAGUGUACAGAUGCGGAGCCCUGUUGCUCCAGGGAUGUACCAGGGCCAGUGGAGGAUGUGCACAGCCACAGGCCUAUUCUAUGGGGAUGUGAUCUGGGUGAUCCUGAGCGUGGAGGUGGGAGGCCUCCUGGGAGUGACGCAACAGCUCUCCUCCUUUCAGGCCGAGUUCAACACCCAGCCUCACCGCAACCUGGAAGGAGACUACAACCCCUUUGCCUCGCCACAGAAGAGCAAGCACUCUGGCAGCCAUGACAACAGUCUUCACGAGGACAGCGGUUACAAGGACCCUGGGGAUACCUGGGAUGGUGCCCCCAACCCAAUGCAAGCAGAGCAAAAUGGACUGUCACACAACUCUGUCAAUAUAGCAUCAAACGGCCUCCAAAGCAACCUAUCAGUAGUGACUUACAACCAGGGUUUACACGGACCCUAUCCUUUCGGGCAGUCUUGAAACACAGGAAUGGUCCCAGUCAAGCAGCACUGUGCCCCUGGAGUCACACCAACUAUUGAGGAAGGAGGCGUUAUCAGGUGCUGAUGGAGACUACUGAGAUUCAUACUGACACUUAUGCAAAGCCCCCCUCCACUGAAGCAGGCGAGGCUGCUCUGUUCCCAGCGUUCAAGCUCAUCCUACAUCCAGCGUAUGCAUGUGUGAAUGCUAAGUUAAAAUGAGUGCUAUGUAUGUUUUUAGAAGAAAGAGAUGAUAAUUUUUUUCUGAUCUUUAUUUAGUUUGUUUUUUAGUUGUCAGAUUGCAGUAAAAGACUACAGUGAUGAGAAAGCGUGGAUGUGUGUGUUUGAGCAUGUGUGCGUGCUGUUGUGCAACCUGAAAGAGACUAAGCCAUUUUUUUGCCUUCUGAUCCUCUAGUUUCAGAUCUGAUUUCUAAACGUUUGAGUUCUAUCUUAUCUUAACCUUUUAUUGUAAUUUCAUGGUGUAUACUUGUUAAGAAGAGGAGACAAAGUAAUCUUUCCAAAUUUGACCAGAUAAACCCUUGAAUUAUGUAUUAUUACUUAAUCGAUAUAAAGCAAGUUCCAUUUAAAAGCGUAUGAAGGAUUACAGUAUUCUCUGCUAUGUUUACCAUUGAUUAUAUUAGAACUAAAAUUUGCCUGGCAUUUGCAAAACAAUUUGCAAAUAGGAACGAUUCUGGUAUUCAUUUUCGAUUUCCAAAGGUUGUUAUCAACGGGAGCAGACCAAAAUGCCUCUGGACGCAAUUAGAUAGAAUUGGAUCGAUGCAACACAACUAAUCUUGGUUUUUUACAAAAAUGUUUCUUCUCUGGACAGUCAUCAUAUUAAACCCACCCCAUAUCGGAUGAAUGAUUGUGAUUGACCUGACGAGAUUCUGGUUGGAGGAAAGUCUGUUUGAAUGGGAGGAUGGCCAGACCCAUCUGCAAGAGCACAUAAAACAUGAGCCAGCAGAUUUGUCUGAUUCCCGGGCUAAAAAAGAUUACCCUGCUGUCUGAGAUGUAAUGUGGCAUUUGUCCACUGGAGAGCAACAUCUGAUCAGACCCAUGCCAAACUCGAGGGGAAACUACAAACAGUAACACUUUAUCGGUUGGUCGGAGUUCUGCAAUAUUGCAAAUGAUAGCACAUUUUUAUCCCUAUACAGUGCCAUUGAUUAAUUAAAUUUAUUAAUUUUAUCAUCCUCAGUUGAAUGUAUUUGAUGAAUGUAGAAAAAUAUGUUACACAUCUUAUUUUAAUCUUCCCAAAGACGUUCUAUAGAUGACUUGGACUGACAUGUACUUGUUGGUGUCUUUUGGCUUGGCUUAAUGUCAAGGUUCUUGAACAUUUAUCAUAUUUCCUGUAUGAUGUCUGAAAUCAGAAGUUGAUCUUUUGUUCAGGCAAUUAAAUGUAUAAAAAACACCCAUACAAAUCAUAGAAUAAGAGACUGUCUAGUCAAUGUUUUCUAUAGGAUUAGUUUCUGAAUGUGUACAAUUCCUUGCACUUACGGACUGAUCUCUGCACUGAGUCAUUAGAUUUUUAUAUAAUUGUGGUGUCUAGUUCUUUUUGCUAUAAUGUCUUGGAGGCUACUUAAAUAUUUUAUUAUUUCUUUAUCAACAGUUAUUGACUUUGAACACCUGGUUUUGUGACCUAUGUCCACCGUUUUUGGCUGGGCACAUAACGUCUGCAAACUAACAAUUGGCCCCAGGGAAGACUAAACUUGGAAAAUAUUGCAGCCGCCAAAACCAUACCUUCUCAUAUUUUAUACCUGCCUCUGCUGGCUUUUGGUAUGUCACUGACCAUGUUAUUGCAUUUGCAAUGCUAAAGAACAUUGUUUCUCCUCGUCAUAAAAGGUAUACACUGCUUUAUCUUCUCCUGCUCUUCUCUUUUUGUUUACAGUCUGACACUAUGUUAUUGGUUGAAUUCUGUAUCAUUUGUGAUGCUCAUUUGUUUUCUGAAGUCUUCGUGCUGGAUGGAUCAGAUGGUGUUAGAGUGUAACUUCAGAGUUUUACAACAGGACAUUUAGAAGACUAGUGAGUCAGAGAGAAGAUAUGAAAGCUUUUUUCCUGAGUGAAUGGCUGUUUGUAUGAUUAAAUUAUCACUGAAUUAAAAAAA
Messenger RNA from Hypomesus transpacificus, 3136 nucleotides. RefSeq names its product protein ILRUN-like. Gene Ontology annotation, cellular component: phagophore assembly site. The transcript has 5 exons. Gene Ontology annotation, molecular function: ubiquitin binding. The record is from RefSeq and is a predicted model, not a curated record. Lineage: Eukaryota; Metazoa; Chordata; Actinopteri; Osmeriformes; Osmeridae. Gene Ontology annotation, biological process: macroautophagy. Bases 167 to 1039 code for a protein of 290 amino acids.